Messenger RNA from Sitophilus oryzae (rice weevil), 769 nucleotides. RefSeq lists its product as uncharacterized. The transcript is spliced from 3 exons. The coding region runs from base 111 to 731 and encodes 206 amino acids. Lineage: Eukaryota; Metazoa; Arthropoda; Insecta; Coleoptera; Curculionidae. The record is from RefSeq and is a predicted model, not a curated record.
UAGAUACCUAUGUUAAGGUAAAUCCAGUAAAAAUAUACCUUAUGUAUUUGUUAGAGUUACUGAAAAUUUGGCUUUAUCGCGUUUCUUAUUAUUUAUAAUCACUAAAAACAAUGUUUUCUAAAAGUUUUGUUUGUUUAUUAGUUUUAUUUUCAAUUUUUAACCAUUUUGAUUCUACAUUAGGUAUACCUACGCAUUUUGAGGACGGCAAUGAAUGGAACAGACAAGAUGUGAUAAAAUUUACAGAACCGACAUACAAAGCUGUUAUAAACGAAAACGGGGAAAUAACAGUUCUGAAUGGACCAAUAACUCUACAAAAUCCUUACUCAGAAUCAGGAAUAACAGUAUUUUUAGGAAAUUACGAAGAUUACGCAUUAUCCCUGGAUGAAAUCGAGACAGGAGGAAUAUCAGUGAAUCUUUCACUUAACAGUGCUGAACCUAUCCAAAGAGGCAUCGACAUAGUCUUCAUAGACGCGGUGGACACGAAUUUCGAUGUCGUGGCCAAAUGCGUGGUGCUAGUUUUUAGUUUUAAGACCGAUUUGAAUCCGUACAAACUCAAAUUUAAUGUGGGAGACACCGAAUACAUUGUACUCAAUUAUUUUUACUUCAAGUGGUUUCUAGUGUUACUUACAUUAAGUGGAUUGAUGAUACUGAUCGUCGAGAUGUACGAACUGAUUAAAAACAUUAAGAUAAUGCGAAGUACAAAGAGUUAUAAAGAGCUACAAAACGUUUAGAUAUUAUUUAGUUUAAAAUAAAAUUAGUUUUAAGAAAA